Messenger RNA from Guillardia theta CCMP2712, 363 nucleotides. RefSeq lists its product as hypothetical. NCBI's taxonomy places the organism in Eukaryota, Cryptophyceae, Pyrenomonadales, Geminigeraceae. The coding region runs from base 1 to 363 and encodes 120 amino acids. The record is from RefSeq and is a predicted model, not a curated record. The transcript has 4 exons.
AUGCAGCUGUUGAGUUUUGUUGCUGUAACGGAGAUCAGCCUUACGAUGCACAACUUGUCUGCUCAUGUGGUUUUUGGAGCUUAUUGGGAUAUCAGCCAAGUCCCGAGUUCAUGCUCAACUGCCUGCGGCAACGGUACCCUGGAGUACCUGCCGAUCUGCAAGGACGCGGAUGAACAGAUCAACAGUGUUUACUGCACUAGAUUUGCAAAGCCGAAGUCAGUCGUGCAGGCCUGCACACGAGGAUGUGGACCCUUCAUCGUGGAUAACGUCACCAUCGUGCAACCUGACGCAUGCAUUCCCGUCGGCAGCUCUGCUCAAGUCAGUUGCAUCAACGGAUACUCGCUGUUCGGCAACGGGAGGUGA